Molecule: messenger RNA, 743 nt
Organism: Heteronotia binoei (common prickly gecko)
Lineage: Eukaryota; Metazoa; Chordata; Lepidosauria; Squamata; Gekkonidae
Product: ras-related and estrogen-regulated growth inhibitor-like protein
Exons: 4
Coding region: 78-743 (221 amino acids)
Molecular function (GO): GTP binding; GTPase activity
Source: RefSeq, a predicted model, not a curated record
ACACACACACUUCUCUCUGGAGACUGUGCCUGCUGAUUCCUUUUCCUUGGGUGUUUAUUCCUGGGCAAAAACUCCAAAUGUUGGUCCAAUUGAGGACAGCUUUUCAACAGGCUGGCAAGAUGUCCGAAUGCAACCUGUCCAAACUGGAAGCCAACAUUCUCGUCAUCGGAGCUGAGAAAGUGGGGAAAUCAGCUUUGACAGUCCGGUUUCUGACCCGAAGGUUUAUUGGAGAAUAUGGGAAUAUCGAAUCAAUUUACAGCCACAACAUGAUGAUGAGUGGCCGGGAGGUUCACGUCAAUAUCUGGGACUCCAUCUGCCCUCAGACUGCUGAGUUCCAAGGCUGCAUGAAUGAGAAACAGGUCCGCUGGGCCGAUGGCUUUAUUCUGGUCUACAGUAUCUGUGAUCGCACCAGCUUCCAUUUUGCCCGCCAACAGCUCCAGCAGAUCCAGCAGCUGAAGAGAAGAAGAGGGGCCAUGAAAGUCCCCAUUAUUCUGGUGGGGAACAAACGGGACUUGCAGCACCGGCGGGCAGUCUCCAGUGAGGAAGGACGACUCUUGGCUCUUUCCACAGACUCAAGCUUUUUUGAGAUCUCCACUGCAGAAACCUACCAUGGAGCCUUGGUGGUCUUCCACGAACUUCUGGACAUUGUGCAGGAUUCCCGGAGCUCUGCCAAAAAGGCGGUGAGCAUCAGAGGACUCGUACGGAGCAUGUCAGCUGUCUUUGGGCGAAGGAGAACUGAUUGA